AGCAAUUUGUGGCUGCUCCCUUCUCCGGAAUGACCCCCGUAACUCCUUCGCCCAGGUGCCCCACACAUCUUGUUAGAGUUGAUGAUUCAGAAUAUCUCAGUAAAACCCUCAAACCCCAUUUUCUGGGAUGCUGAAUUUCAAUGAGUUCUGUGCCUUUGUGAGUCUUCAGCUGGGAGAGGAGGGUGAGAGCAGAAGCAUCUCCCACCAGAGCCUGCCCAGCACCUGAAGAGAAGCCAAACGGAGACUCCAUCUGCCCUGCAGGUUUUGGAGGUGCUUGGGAUGGGUUUGGGUGAUUGCAAAGCUGGGAAAGAUUUGCACUGAUGCAAAUUCAGAAUUCAGUUGUGUCUUUGGCCAUCAUUUCCAUUUCCUCAUUAGCCACCCUGAGGGAGGUGAGCACCUACACUGGCUUUUUCCAGGGCACAAGCUCAGCCCUGGGGAGAGACUGGGACAAAGCAGACCCUGAGCACGAGGCCAAGGGAGUGUUCAGGGAGUUGUGAGCUCCUUUGAAGCAGCACUUUGUAAAUCCUGGUGUUAGAAGGGCUCUGCAGUGCUGGCCCUCGCAGCCUGCCUGCAAACAGGCGCAUUUUGCCGUGGGUAUCACGGCAGGUUUAUCAGCCGUCCUGUUGCUAUUUUCUUGCCUGGCCCCCGUGGCCAUUUGUGUUUAGGCCUCAAUGAUCAUUUAGCAAGCAGCCCCCAUGCAGCCCACCCGGUGCAGGUGCUGGAGGGGGACAUGUCCCCCCUUGUACAGCUGGGGGGGGGCGGCUGGUGCCUCCGUGGAGCCAGGAGCCGAUGACAAUGGGCAAUUGUCAAAUUGGGGCCCCUCUCGUUUGAGUUUUCUUCCUUUUAUAGUAAGUAGCAGUUGCUCCAGCAGCUGGCCUGCCCCUCCAGGGUGAGCACUGGGCUCCGUAUAUAAGGGAAGGAGCAGCCUUUGCCUUUCAUCCCUCCGUUCGCUUCCCUCGCUGGGCGGCAGGACUCAUCCCGCACCUCCGCAAAUCCCAGCGCGAUGCCGCUCAAGAAACCGGACCCGAGGAAGGAAGCAGCCAAAGCAGCUCCAGGCUCGGAGCCUGCCUUCGAUCCCAAGAGCGUGAAGAUUGAAUUCACAGCAGAGCAGAUUGAAGAGUUCAGAGAAGCCUUCGGGCUGUUUGACCGGACACCGGCAGGGAUGAUGCAGAUCAGCUACGGACAGUGCGGGGACGUCCUCCGGGCGCUCGGCCACAACCCCACCAACGCAGAGGUCCUCAAGGUGCUGGGCAAGCCCAAACCAGAAGAAAUGAACACAAAGAUGCUGGACUUUGAGACCUUCCUCCCCAUCCUGCAGCACUUCACUCGCAACAAGGAGCAGGGCACCUUUGAGGACUUUGUGGAAGGGCUGCGUGUCUUCGACAAGGAGGGCAACGGGAUGGUCAUGGGAGCCGAGCUGCGCCAUGUGCUGGUCACGCUGGGAGAGAAGAUGACAGAAAGCGAGGUGGAGCAGCUCAUGGCAGGGCAGGAAGAUGCCAACGGCUGUAUCAACUAUGAAGCUUUUGUCAAGCACAUCAUGUCUGGCUGAAACAAGAAACUUCAGGCUCUCAGAAAUGCUUGGACCCACCUCAGCACCACGAAGAGCAAGACUCCUCCAUGCAUGUCCUUUCCCUGGGAUGUUUUGCCUAAAGCAAAACACACACCACGUGUGUGUACCUGAGCCUGGUACUCAGUGCAUCUGCAACUAGGUUUUAAACCUCAAGUUACUCUUUUCAGGUUUUCCCUGUGACAUUUGUCUCAUUAAAUUUCAUUCCUUUCUCCCUUAAA
Messenger RNA from Taeniopygia guttata (zebra finch), 1788 nucleotides. Its product is annotated as myosin light chain, embryonic. Gene Ontology annotation, biological process: cardiac muscle contraction. Gene Ontology annotation, molecular function: calcium ion binding; actin monomer binding. Gene Ontology annotation, cellular component: myosin II complex; A band. NCBI's taxonomy places the organism in Eukaryota, Metazoa, Chordata, Aves, Passeriformes, Estrildidae. The record is from RefSeq and is a predicted model, not a curated record.